Molecule: messenger RNA, 1922 nt
Organism: Caenorhabditis auriculariae
Lineage: Eukaryota; Metazoa; Nematoda; Chromadorea; Rhabditida; Rhabditidae
Source: the annotation of a GenBank genome assembly
AUGCCGGAUUCGAGCAGCUUAUGUGAAUCAGCAGAUAUGAAGGGAAAAUCGGCUCACAAAAAGAACUGGACUCGAUCCGUGAGUGGCGUCGCCGACUAUACAGGGCGUUCAAGCAUCGUGCGCAUCCGGCACGAAUCCUCGUCACGCCGCCUCCAGAAGCCCACCGUAUGUUUGCUCUGACGCCGUUAUUUGCUUGCCCGAAAUUCCGCAGACAGUUUUGCAGUUCGCAUCGCCGACGACCUCGUCGUGGACAAGAACCGACAGGUGCUGAUCAGUCGGAAACAGCCGAGUUGGCAGACGAUGCUCGCCGCCAAACGCAUUCAGACUUUUGGUCGUGACGUCCAGGGAAAUGUUCAUAAUGUUCCAGCUUCCUUCUGAAACCAUUCAACUCAGGUCGUGCCGCUGUUCGGAGUCGAUCCGGCCAAUGUCUCUCGUCAAUCAUUAUUAUCCAAUCAAGACCCUAUCCAGUUGGAUUUCUCACAGACUUCUGGAAAAAACUAUUUUGCAGACCUUACCUGCCGCAAGCUCCAACUCGAGAGUCUGGAACGACCUAUCGUACCUCAGGAGGACAAAACGUGGUCUUCAUUCCUGCCGCCCAAAACUUAUUCGCUUCUACUGGGACUCAAAUAGUCCCUGCUCCCGCAGCUUCCUACCUCGUCACCGUGAAUAAUUGACAUUUUAAUGAAAAACCCGAAAAAUUUAUUAGAGUUUCUCGCGUAAUUUUAUAAGAUGUUUGGUUCUCACUGUGGGUCAUUUAGAAGUUUGAAGAAGAAGCCUCAAAAGACGAUUAUGAGGAUUCCUGCAAACGAAGUUCAAAAUUUCAAUGAUUCAAAAUUUAAGCCUUUAAUAUGGGUUUUAAUCUUCCAAAUGUCUUUCAUGAAAGUUUCGCGUUGGCUCGCGGAAUCUUCACAUCAGGACCCAUGAUCACUUUUUUUCUGAGUUUGCAGCUUCCCUCUUCACACUCCCUUUUUUAAAAAUGCAUUCGCACUUUUCUUCAUAAUUUAAAGACUUUAGGCGACUCCCGCUGUCAAAUACGUAGAAGUAGUAGCCGCUACACGACCGCCUCAAAUCCAGUACAUUUAUCCUUCUCCUCAACAGCCGACAGUCCAGGCGGCCCCAGAAUACCUCCCGCUGAAAGGAGUCGCGCCGUUGCCCCCACAGACUCUGCAAGUUCGAACCAUUCUGGUUCUCUGGAAAAGACUUCUUAAGGCCUUCACAGCUCCGCCCCCGGCUCCAAAUAUGCCAGUUUAUACUGCUCCUACAGCCCCUCCUCUUCCGUACAGCACAUUCGCCCCCUCUGCCGAAGAACUUCGUCAAGAGGAGAUCCACGAGACGGCCAUGAACAACGACGUCUGAAGUUCCUUUUCUUCUCAGUCAUUCAAAUCUUUCAGUGCAGCAUGGGUCAAUGCGAAGCGAUUCCAUCUGAGGAUAAAUGCAACAGCCUCCGGUUGAGAAAUAUCAUAAUGAAUGUGCGUUUCUUAUUUCGAAAAAGAAAACUUUAGGCUUCAGAACAUAGUUCCUGCGGAUGCAGAAGCUUCUAAAAAAGCCGUACAGAGCGCGGCAGAAGCUGAGACAGGCCAAUAUUUCGACGCCGUUUGCGGCACCGGCUUUUUUUCAGCUACAUAGGUUUUUUUCAAUUAAAAAAAUUUUCAUAAAAAAACACUAUAUAUGAGGAUCGAGCUCUGGGUUUUAGGUCUUACUCCACAUAAAUAGGAACUUCUCAAUUUUUUAAGAAGGUUGACUGAUACACAAACUGAAAAAUAUCUGCAGUAAUCCAAACAGAAAAAUGAAGUUUAGCCCACACGGACGAGUUCUGCCUGGCAUCGUCAGGCGGCGUCAACUGUUACGUCUUUUCCCCCGUCUGCUCGUCCGGCAUGGAGCUCAAAAAAGCUCGAAAAAAGAUCUUUGUCAACAGAAACUAA